Molecule: messenger RNA, 1575 nt
Organism: Penaeus vannamei (Pacific white shrimp)
Lineage: Eukaryota; Metazoa; Arthropoda; Malacostraca; Decapoda; Penaeidae
Source: RefSeq, a predicted model, not a curated record
AUGGUGAAGGGCCAGACCAGCGUGGAGGGCGGAGGGAAGCUGGGGCCCGGCGGGCUCCUGGAGGGAGAGGCAGGGGGCGGAGGGAAGGAGUGCCCGUCGGAGGCCACGCAGGAGACGCUGCUGGAGCUGCUCAAGCUGAAGGCGCCGAAGGCGGACGCGGCGCAGCAGGAUGCAGCAGAAGCGCAGGAAGGGGCGCCCCGCGGUGCAGCGGUGACCCCCGUUGUUGUGGCUGUCGUGGGGACGCCCUGCGAGCCGCUCCUGCCGGGGGAGGACCUGCGCGCCUACGCCUACGAGGGGGACGGCUCCUCCGCCGGCUCGCUCUCCUCCACCAUAUCAGGCUUGCGCAAGGAGGUGACCAUCGAGGGCGAGGAUGAGGUGGAGCCUCUCGUGCCGGAGAUCCUAGAGGUGCUUGACCUGCUGAAGAACCUCCCCGACGCACCCAAGACGCCCCGGGAGCCCCUCAAGACGGUGCCGCACACUCCCAAGACACCGAGGGAACAUCGCAGGACUUCCUCGGGCAGUUCGGGGACUAAGAGGGAAGGACACAAGAAGCUUCCAGAUACUCCAAGGACACCACGAAGUAUCCUGAAAUCCUUGAUAGAAACGUCGAGAACUCCGGGGCCGCCAACUCAAGGCGGCGACGGGACGGCGGCGAAGGAAGGGAACAAAGAAGACGGAGAGAGGAGUAAGAAAAUCGGACAGGGAGUGGAGAGUCGCCUGGCAGGAGCGUCGGGGAAAGACAGAGUGAGCGCACACAAAGCGCCCGGCGGAGCCCUCGGGGGCCUCCCGGUCGAGAUGUCUUCCGUGGGCGACGUCCCCUCUCAGAAGGCGAAGUCGACGCCCACCACGAGGAGGCACUCCGAGAGCAGACGCUCCGGCGGCGGGAAGCGCUCUGGGAGUAUCUCCAGCAGCGUCAGCAACACCUCCUUGUAUGGCUACGAGGAGCUGUCAACGCCCUGCUGAUGACGUCACGAAGAGACAUGGCAAAGUCGCGCCGCCUUCAAGGGACCACAGCGGAAACGCCUGCGGACGCCUUCUCCCUGUCCGGGGAAGGGUCGCUGACGCCAGGGGAGCCACAGGGAUUUUCCGACUUUCCUCGCCGGAGCCUCGGGGUUCCGCCAACACUAGAGCAGCACCGCGAGCACAUCGUUCUCUGUUCAGGAGGGACUGAGUGCCACAGGCGCCAAGGGACUCUCUGACGCCGAAAUCAUCUUCGUGAGCAGAUGCGACGCCCUUUGUGUCGUGAUGGCAAAAUGGAAAUUGAAUUUGCAUCCGUUAGUGGAUAUAUAUUGGAAUGCCAUUUUGGAAUGUUGGGGGGCGGUAACCAUGACAGGUGACGGACGCUGAAGCUGCUGUGAUGUGCCAUUUAUUACGUAUGUUUCAGCCAAUGACAGUGAUGCGGGCAGUGAAUGUGGGAGCAAGAAUUUACUGACAGGUUUGUCACUUUUGUCUCGGAUGACCUCACUGUCACUAUAUUGUCGCUGUUUAAUUGUGUUUCGCCUAAUGAUAGUGUUGUGAUGGAGUCACUUGUAACACUGAAACAUGAACACGGAUUCCAAUAAUCAUGUACAUACA